Messenger RNA from Pseudoliparis swirei, 2954 nucleotides. RefSeq names its product NT-3 growth factor receptor-like. Gene Ontology annotation, biological process: cell surface receptor protein tyrosine kinase signaling pathway; multicellular organism development; regulation of phosphatidylinositol 3-kinase/protein kinase B signal transduction. Bases 13 to 2115 code for a protein of 700 amino acids. NCBI's taxonomy places the organism in Eukaryota, Metazoa, Chordata, Actinopteri, Perciformes, Liparidae. The transcript has 15 exons. The record is from RefSeq and is a predicted model, not a curated record. Gene Ontology annotation, cellular component: signaling receptor complex; axon; plasma membrane. Gene Ontology annotation, molecular function: transmembrane receptor protein tyrosine kinase activity; neurotrophin receptor activity; neurotrophin binding.
CCUGAGGGCCCCAUGCAGCUCCUCUCAGGGUUCUCCUCUCUCCUCAGAAACCUGUCCAAGAACCCCACGCUGUCCUCGCUGUCCUGGCAGAUCUUUGAACAUCUGCAGGUCUUCGAACUGCUCCUGGAGGACGUGCUGUUCCUCUGCGGCUGUGAGGUCCGCUGGCUGCAGCUAUGGCAACAGAGAGGGGAGGCGGGGCUUAGCAGCCAGCGGCUGUACUGUGCUGACGGAGAAACCCGGAUACCACUAGAGGACAUGAGCAUCAGCAGCUGUGACCUUCCAGACAUCAGCGUCAGCCACAGCAACCUCACCGUCGUCGAGGGCGACCGCGUGACGGCCAUCUGCAACGGCUCCGGGUCCCCGUUACCCGAAGUGGACUGGCCCGUGACCGGCCUGCACUCCAUCAAUGCUCAGGAGGCCCGAGUCCUCGACAACAACACCAUCCACUCCAUCAACAUCACGCUGGUCAACGUGAGCCGGGAGGACAACAACUUCCUGUUGACCUGCAGGGCCACGAACAUCGUGGGCAUGAGCAACGCCACGGUGACGCUGACCGUGCACUUCCCUCCCUCCAUCGUGAAGCUGAAGGAGCCGGAGCGUCGCCAUGACACCUGCAUAGAGUUCACGGUGCGGGGCUCGCCCCCCCCCACGCUGCAGUGGUUCUACCGGGACACGGAGAUCUCCCACACGGAGUACGUGCGUCCAGACAUGGACGUCUACCAGGACUACACCGAGGGCUGCCUGACCUUCAAGAACCCCACGCACCACAACAACGGCAACUACACGCUGAUCGCCAGCAACUACCUGGGCGUGGCGGCCGGCAGCGUGUACGGCCACUUCCUGGACACGCCCUUUGAAGACCCGUACACAGACUAUGAUUAUGUUACCCCGACGGCCGAGACUCACAAGCCAGAGGAGGAUCACUUUGGGGUGUCCGUGGCUGUGGGCCUGGCCGGCUGCGCCUGCCUGCUGCUCGUGGUCCUCUUCCUGCUCGGCAACAAGUACGGACGGCGCUCCAAGUUUGGCCUGAAAGGACCGGUAGCCGUGAUUAGUGGCGAGGAUGACUCCGCCAGCCCUCUUCAUCAUGUAAACCAUGGGAUCAUCAGUCCCUGCACUCUGGACGCCGGGCACGACGCCGUGGUGAUCGGAAUGACCCGGAUCCCCGUCAUCGAGAACCCACAGUACUUCAGACACGGACACCACUGUAACAAGCCAGCCACCUACGUCCAGCACAUCAAGAGGAGGGACAUCGUCCUGCAGAGGGAGCUCGGAGAAGGAGCCUUCGGGAAAGUCUUCCUGGCCGAGUGCUACAACCUGAGCCCCACCAAGGACAAGAUGCUGGUGGCUGUGAAGACCUUGAAGGACCCCACCCUCUCGGCCAGGAAGGACUUCCAGCGUGAGGCCGAGCUGCUGACCAACCUGCAGCACCAGCACAUUGUGCGGUUCUUCGGGGUCUGCGUGGACGGGGACCCGCUCAUCAUGGUGUUUGAGUACAUGAAGCACGGGGACCUCAACAAGUUCCUCAGAGCCCACGGGCCGGACGCCCUCAUCCUGGUGGACGGCCAGCCGCUGCAGACCAACGGGGAGCUGGGGGCGUCCCAGAUGCUGCACAUCGCCAGUCAGAUCUCGGCGGGGAUGAUCUACCUGGCCUCCCAACACUUCGUGCACCGGGACCUGGCGACCAGGAACUGCCUGGUCGGGACCGGCCUGCUGGUGAAGAUCGGUGACUUCGGCAUGUCCAGAGACAUCUACAGCACCGACUACUACCGGGUGGGCGGUCACACCAUGCUGCCCAUCCGCUGGAUGCCUCCGGAGAGCAUCAUGUACAGGAAGUUCACCACGGAGAGCGACGUGUGGAGCCUGGGGGUCAUCCUGUGGGAGAUCUUCACCUACGGCAAGCAGCCCUGGUUCCAGCUCGCCAACAACGAGGUGAUCGAGUGCAUCACUCAGGGCCGGGUCCUGGAGCGCCCCCGGCUCUGUCCCCAGGAGGUCUACGACAUGAUGCUGGGCUGCUGGCAGCGGGAGCCCCAACAGCGCCUCAACAUCAAAGACAUUCAGAAGAUGUUGCUCACCAUGAUGAAAGCCACGCCGGUCUACCUGGACAUACUGGGAUAGGAAUGGAAUACGAGGGCAAGGAAUCGGAUGCCUUUUGGGUUGGACUAGAUCUUCACUGGAAUAGAAACCAGGAGACUGGAUCAGAAGUAAAUGGAUUGCCUUGGAGGGGUACCCUGGCCUCGUAGUCUGCGAUAGAACCAUGUGGUUUGGGAUGAGAAAUGGACCUUAUUGCAUCCAACUGCCUGACAGAUACGGAUCGGGAUGAUCGAACUAAAGUGGAUUAAAGUGUGUUUAACUGGAUUGGAAUGAACUGGAUGGCAUUGCAUCACGUAGUAAUCAAAGGGAACGUCAUGGUCCUCAACGGUGGCGCCGAGGCCUCUCAGGUUCGUCCAGUCUCGUUCCGUUGUGAAUUAAUCAUGAAUAAAAGACUAUGAAGAAUGGAUUGCAUCACGUUGGACUGCACUGGAUUACCCUGGUUGUACUGGUCCGGUAUGGUUGGCUUUCCAAUCCUAAGGAUGUAGGUAACAUAAAUUAUUGUCGUCAUUUCACUAAAUAACAGCGGUUUUGGUUCAAAGUCCGGUAGAAUCUGGAUCUGCUUGGUUACAUUUCAAAUAUCCUGUCCUAGGUUGUACUGAGCUCAUGCUAACACAGGUUGUAUGCAUUAGCGCAACAAUGGUUUCCCUUGGCUCGGUUUCACUGACCCGACAUGGGAGCCAUCGUAACUGCUCGGCCUCACUUGGCUUGUACUCAUGCUGGUCCUCUCACAGUAAACCAGACUCACCUUCUACUGUAUGUAAUGUAGACAUUCAGAAGGUUGACCUGCUCAGAGGAACCUGAAGACACCUUGGUGGAAGCGCAUGUGUUCCAGGACAUCUUGCCCAGGCUCGUCUGUAACUUUA